CCAGAGUGAUGAGAAAGGGAGUAAGCGAGGACCCCCCGCCCCGUGCGGACGCGCUAGGAGGUCCAGCGCCUGGUUGGAGAGCCUCCCCGAGACUUGGUGUGUGCCUUGCCUAGUUUCACUUGAUACUCUUCAGGAAUUAUGUAGAAAAGAAAAGCUCACAUGUAAAUCGAUUGGAAUCACCAAAAGGAAUCUAAACAAUUAUGAGGUGGAAUACUUGUGUGACUACAAGGUAGUAAAGGAUAUGGAAUAUUAUCUUGUAAAAUGGAAAGGAUGGCCAGAUUCUACAAAUACUUGGGAACCUUUGCAAAAUCUCAAGUGCCCAUUACUGCUUCAGCAGUUCUCAAAGGACAAGCAUAAUUAUUUAUCUCAGGUACGGAAAGGCAAAGCAAUAACCCCAAAAAACAAUAACAAAACUUUGAAACCUGCCAUUGCUCAGUACAUUGUAAAGAAGGCUAAACAAAGGAUAGCUCUGCAGAGAUGGCAAGAUGAACUCAACAGAAGAAAGAAUCAUAAAGGAAUGAUAUUUGUUGAAAACACUGUUGAUUUGGAGGGCCCACCUUCAAACUUCUACUACAUUAAUGAAUACAAACCAGCUUCUGGAAUCAGCUUAGUAAAUGAAGCUUCCUUUGGUUGUUCGUGUACAGAUUGCUUCUUUGAAAAAUGUUGUCCUGCUGAAGCUGGAGUUCUUUUGGCUUAUAAUAAAAGCCAACAAAUUAAAAUUCCACCUGGUACCCCCAUCUAUGAAUGCAACUCAAGGUGUCAAUGUGGACCUGAUUGUCCCAACAGGAUUGUACAAAAAGGCACACAGUAUUCACUUUGCAUCUUUCGAACUAGUAAUGGCCGUGGCUGGGGUGUAAAAACCCUUGUGAAGAUUAAAAGAAUGAGUUUUGUCAUGGAAUAUGUCGGAGAGGUAAUCACAAGUGAAGAAGCUGAAAGACGGGGACAGUUAUAUGACAACAAAGGGAUCACAUAUCUUUUUGAUCUGGAUUAUGAAUCUGAUGAAUUCACAGUAGAUGCAACUCGAUAUGGAAAUGUAUCUCAUUUUGUGAAUCACAGUUGUGACCCAAAUCUUCAGGUGUUCAAUGUUUUCAUUGAUAACCUCGAUACUCGUCUUCCCCGAAUAGCAUUGUUUUCCACGAGAACUAUACAUGCUGGAGAAGAGCUGACUUUUGAUUAUCAAAUGAAAGGUUCUGGAGAUAUUUCUUCAGAUUCUGUUGACCACAGCCCUGCCAGAAAGAGGGUCAGAACUGUAUGUAAAUGUGGAGCUGUGACUUGCAGAGGUUACCUCAACUGAAUUUUCAGGAAAUAGAGCUGAUGAUAACUGUAGUUUAUUUUUUCUCCUAAUGUUAACAUUGAAAAAAAAUAAGUAUUUGAGACUCUCUUUUCAUGUCAAGAUUAUGCCUGUAUUAAUUUACAAUUCACACUUCAAGACAUUUGCCAAAUGCAUUACCGAUGCCUCCGAAGAGUGGGCCAUUGGGUCGCACAGACAUAUUUAGUGCUUAGAGACCAAAUGUGAAAGGCAGACUGUUCACAGCUCACCAUAUGCGUACUUAAGAAGUCUGUGUGGAGAAAUGCCUCCCUCAGUGUUUGAAAAAUGUUAAGCUGAUAAUGUAACGUUUACUAAGAGAUCAGACAUUCAACUUUCCAGACACCUCACGUUCCCAGAAAUAGACUCGAUUCAAUUUGGGCAGAUCUACAAGUUCUUGUUACUAUAUUACCAUUCCUGUUUAAUGCUGUACUUGUAUUUGAGACAAAUAGGUGAUACUGAAUUUUAUACCUUACUUUCUACUUUUUCAUUAAAACAUUGGAAUCGUAAUGAUAUUGAAGUUUAAGGUUUACGAUUAAAUGUAAAAA
Molecule: messenger RNA, 1854 nt
Organism: Carlito syrichta (Philippine tarsier)
Lineage: Eukaryota; Metazoa; Chordata; Mammalia; Primates; Tarsiidae
Gene: SUV39H2
Product: suppressor of variegation 3-9 homolog 2
Exons: 6
Coding region: 242-1294 (350 amino acids)
Cellular component (GO): nucleus
Molecular function (GO): zinc ion binding; histone H3K9 methyltransferase activity; protein binding
Source: RefSeq, a predicted model, not a curated record